Messenger RNA from Malaya genurostris, 3835 nucleotides. RefSeq lists its product as uncharacterized. NCBI's taxonomy places the organism in Eukaryota, Metazoa, Arthropoda, Insecta, Diptera, Culicidae. The transcript is spliced from 10 exons. The coding region runs from base 702 to 3581 and encodes 959 amino acids. The record is from RefSeq and is a predicted model, not a curated record.
ACUUCUGUCGAUUGAUGAACUGUUUUGCCUCGUUGAUGAAUGUUUAGAAUGGUUUUUUGCGAAUGAAAAAAAAACAUCAGUCGUUUAGUCAGUUGGUGAAUUCGGUGUAGAAUAGUCGGUGGCGAGGCAUCAGUCCGUGUAGUGGGUGUGUGUUUUAAAUAAAUCUGUUUACCGAAAUCAAGCAACGUCGGACAGGAAGGCAUGAGCGCAAGACAUUAAUCAGUGAGACAUGUUGAGCAAUUAAGACGAAUGACGCCAGACCCUCCCCGGAGAUUGACACUUUUCAAGCAAAUUGAAAAUCAACAUGUGAAAAGUUCCAGCGAUAUCCUAGUCUAGUAACAAACACACAAAAAAAAAUGGUCCAGAACGAAUAAAAAGCUGUUCUACUAAUUGGAUUAAUUGAGAGUGAAAGAGUCCUACACAGGUGUCAGUUGAACCGAGUGAAGAGAGUGGUGAGACGGUCAGUCCCCGAGUCCCAGUCCGGCGACUGUUUGUACACCGUUUCAGGUAGCUGUACCCGACGGACUCGGAAUGCCUUGUUUCGGGGGAAAAAACGGACGGUUAACGGUGAAGACCUUCCACAGAAAGUGUCCGGCAGUGGUACGCUGAGGUGCACUCCCGGUCCGAGCCUACACAUAUGAAUGUGUCUCUGUGUCUUGCGUACGACGGGAUGAGAUUGAUGAGGAAAGCAAACAGGAAUAAUGAAGUGCAAUUUUUGUUACCUGAUGAUAGUGCAUCCGGGGCUGUUGAUGCUGCUAGUAUUGACCAGCCGACCGGUGGCAGCUCACAGCAGUGAUCCGCAUUUGUUUGAAAAUAGAGACGGUUACAUAAUUGGCAAUUAUCUACACGCCUCGGAACAGGACAUCCGGGAUUUCUUCUGGACGGGUUCCGGCGAUGGACCGGCAGUUAAUCCCUUCGACCGGUUUCCAAUCAGUGAAGAUGCAAUCAUUAAAACGGCUACCGUUGUGGCCACGGUGUACAUCGACCGGAACAAUGGUGGCGACGGGAUGGGAGAUGACCUUUGCAUUUUCGAUUGCCCGCCGGACAGCAGUGACGGUGUGGAUCAGACAAUUGACAAUGUUACCCCGACGGAUCGGCGCUUCUGGCUGAUGACGGUGGUCGGUGGUCUGUACGGUGAGAAGGAUUAUCCGGAGCUGGAGGGAAAACUGGCCAGGCUAUAUCGGGUCGCAUUUACCAGACAACAAGCAUUACAUCUCGGAAUCAACAACAACACACUCCACAUGCAACCGUCAUACAAGAUGCUGGCUCAGCGGCGAGCCAGAAGGCAAGUUCUGCAAAGACUAUCGCCAUCGUACCGAGGUACAAGUAAGAUGUCCGAUACCAACGGGACGGUGAUGGUCACAUCAAGUGGCACUCGUGAGCACUUUCCCGACACGAAUGUUGUGGUCAAUGAACAGGUCUACAAGGACGACCAUAUUCACCGGAAACGACGGAAAAAAGUUCGCAAAAGAAAUACGAACGAUGAAUUCGCUGGGGAUGCCGAGGGAAGUCACCAGGGAGUCACUCAGCAGCACGAGCCAAUGCAACAGAUGCAACGCGCUCCGGACAGCCGAACGGGCGAGUCCGUCGUAGUAGGCGUUGAUGGUGGAACGACACCACUUACGCGUAAUUAUGACAGGGACAGUUUUUCGAGCAAACGCAGAGUACGGAUUCUGAUACAUAACACUACCCAUUUGCGUGAGAGUGACAGUGACGAGGACUCGAUGGCGGUCGAUUCACCGAGAUCAAAUCAACUGUUGAACCAAACGGAAAUCAUCUACUCGGUCUUUGUCGGAGGUCAACCGGUGCUGGCGACGACUGCUGCCGAAGACAUGAAACUGAUGACGCAGGAGGAAGUGGAACGCGUUAUGGAAGCGUUGGUUUUCCUGAAGGCAGAUCCCUACCUGAAGGAACCGCAAGCGACACCGUUGAUCCCAUCGACGUACAACGGGAAUUCGAAUGUGAUUGCUCUUAUCGGACAGAACCCGACGCUAUUCGUGGUGUCCUGCAUGGCGGCCGCGUUGUUUCUGGUGUUGUUGAUUGUCAUAUUUCUGGUAGCUCGUGACAAACGAAAACACAUCACAGAAUUGAAAAAACUGGAAUUAACACAGGCUCUGGUGAUGUCUGGUGGCGGUGCGGGUGAUGAUCUUAAUACGAUCAAAUCGGACAGUGGAAGUAGCCAGAAUUCUCCCUUCACCCGGAAUGCAUCAGCGGUGAGUGUUGUCGGAUCGAUUCCAGCUUACAAACCAUCGCCAACCAUUCACUUCCCACUGCCGCCAAUGUCGAGGCCAAGCUCGUCGUCGAGUUACUCUUCCGACUCUUCCGUCUACUAUCCGAAGCGAAAACUGAAACAUCACACCCAGGAACUGCUGGAUGAACGGGCAGUUACCUUAACGAACAAAUUGCAGAAACAAUUCGGAACCCUCGUAUCGACCGAGAACGUGUAUGCCUCGGUACAGAAGCCAAAGAAAGAUCCGCAUCCGCACAAGCGUCGCAGAAAGUAUCUGGGAGAAAACCGUGUCGGUUCAAUAGAUGGAACCGGUUCACAAGCACUGGCAAGUCCCGUAACGACAAGCACCGGCAACAGUGCCAGUGGAUCCAGCGAACAGUCCUACGACACCCGACCGGUGAAGUUGACGCCACCAUUCGAACACAACGAAACUUUCAAUGCCGAUGUCAUUAUGAGGCACUAUUUGAAGAAGAAAACCGGACACUACAACGCGGGAUUCACGAUGGAUCAUCAAGGUUCAGUCGAAGCCAUCAACAAGGGUAAAAUUAAAUAUUUGGAACAAUCUGGUCGCACCUCUGUCGAUACUGGCAGCAUUGGGUCAUACCUUAGUAUGGCUUCGGUGAAGAGUUUUCCAAGAUGUUUUGUACCCGAACCACUGAGCCGAGUGUUGGAACCGAUGACGAUGACACAUCUCGAUCAAUCGGAAACGGGAGACGGUGGUAAGUCUACGGCUCCGGGUACUGCUUCCACUAGUCAGUACAAUACGGACACCGAACUUCAGUUGUCGCGAAGUCAAAGUGAUGGAGCUGAUCCGGGAGUCGUUGGACCAGUUGUAUGGCAAAUACAUAAGCGCGAGAUGGAAGAAAUGACGAGUCCUCUACGUGAUCCCAUAAUCACCCGAAACCGAUUCGAAGGUCUAUUGGAGGGAGCGAUACAACUCUACAGCGAACCGGUGGACAAGGAUGACACCAACAAGAACUCGUCCAUCACGUUACCGGGUGUGAUACGAUCAAUCGGAGAGCACCGUGGAAAGUCGGCAGCCGUUGUAAGGCAAACGACAUCCCGUGCCUGCUCGGCCACCGUUCGGCCCGUAACAGCAGCCGGGCAGGUAGUCCGUGGUAGACUGGAGGGAUCACGUCCCCCGUCACCGGAACGUGGAGCUUGGAGCAGUGGAACGCACUCUCCGCUAGUCAGACCGAUGAGUGCCGGACCCUUCCAUACCCCUUUGACGCCCCACAGUACCAUCGCUCGUGUCACUGCGCCGAAUACCGUCCUGCAGUCAACCGAACUGUCAACUGCUCCGCUACUGCAGAAUUUAAUGCACGAACUGAAACGUUUCCGGCAUGAGUGACGACGAUUUUCGGAAUAGACACUAGUGUUAAGCACUGCCAAUUUUUUUGCGGUAGUAUAAUUCCUAUCAUUGUAUCUUAAAUAGCGAAUGGAUUUGUGUAGUACGUGGCGCCAUUCUCACUAAGCAGCAGUAGAUCUGACAUCUUAUUCUAAAAUAAUACAUAUUUGUAUAUGGUCCUACAUUUACACCACUGCAGUGGAAACUUUUUGGGUAUUGAGUAAAAUAAAUCGAAGAAAUAAACAAGCAAUUACUGU